AUGAAUUCUACUACUACUACUACUACUACUACUACUCACACUACUACUACUACUACUACUACUCACACUACUACUACUACUACUCACACUACUACUACUACUACUCACACUACUACUACUACUACUACUACUACUACUACUACUCACACUACUACUACUACUACUACUACUCACACUACUACUACUACUACUACUACUCACACUACUACUACUACUACUACUACUACUCACACUACUACUACUACUACUCACACUACUACUACUACUACUACUCACACUACUACUACUACUACCACUACUACUACUACUACUACUACUACUACUACUACUCACACUACUACUACUACUACUACUACUACUACUACUACUACUCACACUACUACUACUAUUACUCACACUACUACUACUACUACUACUACUACUACUACUCACACUACUACUACUACUACUACUAUUACUCACACUACUACUACUACUACUGCUACUCACACUACUACUACUACUACUCACACUACUACUACUACUACUACUACUCACACUACUACUACUACUACUCACACUACUACUACUACUACUCACACUACUACUACUACUACUACUACUCACACUACUACUACUACUACUCACACUACUACUACUACUACUCACACUACUACUACUACUACCACUACUACUACUACUACUACUACUACUACUACUCACACUACUACUACUACUACUCACACUACUACUACUACUAUUACUACUCACACUACUAGUGGGCGUUGCUGA
Messenger RNA from Heterobilharzia americana, 771 nucleotides. The record is from the annotation of a GenBank genome assembly. Lineage: Eukaryota; Metazoa; Platyhelminthes; Trematoda; Strigeidida; Schistosomatidae.